CUAAAAGUGAAUAGGUCAUAUAUAUUAUUGUUAUUAUCUCUCCGUUCAUCUAUAUUCUAGCAGACUACAUAAUUGGUCAUAAUAAGAAUUCCUAAGAUGAAUUAUUCUCUCCACUACAAAAUUUGUAAGUUUUCUAAUCUCAAGCUUUUUUGCAUAUAAAACAGCAGAAGUUUGGUACUCGAAGAGGAAAUUGAGUCUUUACGUCUGCUUGAUUAAAGAAGUAGUAGUCAAACAAGCAAUUCGAAAUUAUGAGUCUAAGCUUAUCAUAUCUUGUUAAUCCUCCUACCGAAACUGGAUCGUCAAUUCCUGCUGACACAGACCAUGCCAUUUCUGUAACUUUACCAACAUGGCAGGCUAAUGUUGGAUAUGAAGAAGGAGAUCCUAGCGUUAUUACAAAAAUGCAGACGGGUUAUCCUAGAUUUUUUAUAAAUACGUUUAUUAAAGAGUGUGCCGCCAUAGUUAAAAGGUCGCCUGAGGUUCAGAAGUUAAGCUUAAACAAUUAUGAUACAAUGCUCUAUCCGUCUAAGGCAAUUGGUCAGCAAUGUGUUAAAUUUAUUGCAGAAAAGGCUCAUAUAGAACCAUCGGCCCUUCAUAUAUUUGAUGCUUCUCAUUCCUUGAAAUUAUAUUUGAAGACCUUAGAUCCUCAUCAUAAUAAAGACAUUCUUAUCCCUGACGUCUUUGCCGUUUUAUUUCCUUCCGAUCUGUUUGGCGUAGCUAAGCAAUUUUGGCAACAUACCGGUGAAGGUAUCUCCAGCCGAAGAGCUGUUUGCUUUUUGCAUGCUUAUCGAAUGAUUCAAACCAUUACAAAAGAAGGAUCAUAUAAACAAUCGUUAUCUCAUCUUAAAAGCAAAAGUAGAAGUCGAUAUGCCUCACCACAGGAUAUGGAAGCUUUGCAAAACUGGAUGAGUAGUGAAAAUCAGUCAAAUGAAGCUGAGAUGACUGAUGUUAAUCGUUACUUAGAGGAGCGAUAUGGCCGUAACUUAGAUUUAAGCUUGGCAACUUCUGCUAAGAUUGUGCUAAGAAGGCGAAUUGCUGGAACACUGGAAGAUGAAGUCGAUUUGAAAAAGUCGCUUCCAAGAGAAAAAGAAAGCGAACUGCGGCAAAUUCAAGGCUUGACACAUGAAGAUGUAUACCUAUUCCCUACAGGCAUGAGCUCUAUAUACAAUGCUCAUCGCAUUCUUAGAAACGUAUUGGAUGGUACUAGGAAAAGCGUUUGUUUUGGAUUUUGUUAUGUUGAUACUUUAAAGAUUUUAGAGAAGUGGGGAGCUGGUUGUCAUUUUUACGGACUCGGCAAUGGUUCCCAGCUGGAUGAAUUUGAAAAGCUCUUGGAAAGUGGAGAGAAAGUUUUGGGCCUAUUCUGUGAAUUUCCUUCUAAUCCACUAUUAAACACCCCGGAUCUUGUUCGUAUUCGACAGCUUGCCGACAAAUAUGACUUUGCUGUCGUUGUCGAUGAAACGAUAGGAAAUUUCUUGAACGUUGAAGUUCUUCCCUAUGCUGAUAUGGUCGUAAGUAGUUUAACGAAAAUAUUCAGUGGUGACAGUAAUGUCAUGGGAGGUAGCUUAGUUCUAAAUCCCUUAGGCCGUUACUAUGGAAAAUUGAAAGAGGAAAUGCCAAAGUUAUAUGAGGAUAAUUUCUAUGAUGAGGAUGCAUUAACCUUGGAAAGAAACAGCCGUGAUUUCGCUGACAGAUCAAGGGUUAUUAAUGAGAACGCAGAGGUCAUAUGUGAUUUAUUAUUGAAAAGUCCUAAAGUGAAGCAGUUAUACUAUCCGAAAUACAAUGCAUCUUCUAAAAAUUACGAAAUUUGCAAAAGAAAAAAUGGUGGUUAUGGAGGAUUAUUAUCCGUUAUCUUUCAUAAUCCGUCUGAUGCUCGACACUUUUAUGAUCACAUUCGUGUUGCAAAGGGGCCAUCUCUGGGAACUAAUUUUACAUUGGCUUCUCCGUAUACAAUCAUUGCUCAUUACCAAGAAUUGGAUUGGGCUGAAGAAAACGGCAUCAAUCGAAACUUGGUCCGUGUUAGCGUUGGAAUGGAACCAAAAAAUCAUAUAUCUGCAGUGUUCUCAGACGCUUUGAACUAGAAUAACGACAUAUGUACUUAUUGUUGAUCUUUACAUGUUAGUGUUUUAUGAACGAAUAUGAAUGCAAUGUUAAUAAGAUUCUUGAAUCUGUUAUGAUCGUGCCUUCGUUUUGUCUUAUAUUGAUGAUAUAUGAAUGAAUAUAGUUGUAAAAGAAA
Schizosaccharomyces cryophilus OY26 is the source of this 2230-nucleotide messenger RNA. Its product is annotated as cystathionine gamma-synthase. Lineage: Eukaryota; Fungi; Ascomycota; Schizosaccharomycetes; Schizosaccharomycetales; Schizosaccharomycetaceae. The record is from RefSeq and is a predicted model, not a curated record. Bases 249 to 2075 code for a protein of 608 amino acids. Gene Ontology annotation, molecular function: pyridoxal phosphate binding; cystathionine gamma-synthase activity. The transcript has a single exon. Gene Ontology annotation, biological process: transsulfuration.